CAAAAACCGUCGAAUCAACUCGGAUUUUCCAGGGCUAGUUAACCCUGACACAUCACCGUAUGUUUUAGGGGCCAUCGAUGGACAGUCUAGUUCGACACCGGCUAGGAAAGAGCCCGCGCCGACACCCGGGUUGUUUCUAGGACGGCUUUGUGUGAAGGGAACGCCAUUGUUCGACAGGGCCGGGGACGGUUGUUGUCUGGACUACUACCCGACUACCGCGACAUUUCGGACGAUUCUCUCUUAUUUCCAGUCAGGUUUUCCACUCAGACGUGUCAAUGGGGGACGUGCUGCCUACCGGCUAACCACCGCGGUCGCCAAGCCUCAACACAACAAGGGUCAUUUCUCCAGGUACAUUAGAGUGUGGUGCUGUCUAUAAUUUCUGCCCGCAUUUUUUUGCUGAUUUUUCGCCCAAUAGGAGCGUUAGGAGUCGUUAUGCGAGUAAGAGCGGUAACUUAUUCAAACACACCCGGGAAAUUAUCUGGAUAAUGUGACAUCACGCGCUGACCCCGUAACCUCUAGAGUAGAAUGGCGCUAAAUUCAAACUGAUCCAAAGGGGUAUGGUUCUCACACUAUCGCUUUCUUCUCUAACAACCUGAGGAGCUUGCUUUGGAACUCUGAUUUUUCACUACUGUCACCAAUCACUCGAAUCAGUGCUUCUCCACUCAUUUCUGUGCAGUGCUAGGUGAUGACAAUGUUGGGGUAUGACUUCGAUGUAAGGGUUUUCCUGGACAACGCACGGGCGUGUAAGCCUCCUUACGAGUGCCCUACAUGCCGCAGAGUGUAUAAGAGCUUCUCUGGGAUUGAGUAUCACUUACUGAACUUUGAUCACAGCAACCCAGAAAGCAACCCCAGCACCCCAAUGAGGAAGGGAUCUCGGAAAAGCAGACACCACCGGUCGGGGCGGCGAUCCCCGUCGCCGGUAGACAUUCGCUCGCCUCAAAGAGAGACGUUGACAUACGAGCAGGCGCAGAGGCUGGUGGAGGUCGACUUGGACGGUCGGACUCAUCGUAUCGACAUUACAGAAUGCCUUGAAAUUGUGACAGAAGACGAAAUAGAGGAGGAAGUAGAGAACAAGGAAAUAGAACCAAAUGUCGACAACAAGAGCAAGACCCCCAUCAAGAACAACAAAAAGGAGGACAAACUGAAGAAGGAUGUGACGGGGGUGCAAGUGAACGUAGGAAAGUUGCCAGAACCUUCUUUCAAGCAACUCGAUGACUAUGUAGAACCCCCGGAUGUUCCUGCGCGUCCGAAGGCAUACUUCCGUUUCAUUGAGAAAUCUGUGGAAGAACUUGACGAGGAGGUUGAAUAUGACAUGGACGAAGAAGACUACGCCUGGCUAGAGAUGGUGAAUGACAAACGGAAAGGUGACAACAUGCCGGCCGUUUCGCAAGAGGUUUUCGAGACAUUGAUGGACCGGCUAGAAAAAGAAUCGUACUUUGAAAGCCAGAGUUCUGGGAAGGGCGAUCCUAGUUCGUACAUUGACGAGGACGCAGUGUGCAGUAUAUGCCAAGAUGGCGAGUGUCAGAACAGCAAUGUAAUACUAUUCUGUGACAUGUGUAAUCUCGCGGUUCACCAAGAAUGCUAUGGUGUUCCCUACAUUCCCGAGGGACAGUGGCUAUGUAGACGAUGCUUGCAGUCUCCGUCGCGAGCGGUAGACUGCGUGUUGUGUCCCAACAAAGGUGGUGCUUUCAAACAGACAGACGACGCACGGUGGGCCCACGUGGUCUGUGCGUUGUGGAUUCCGGAGGUCUGUUUCGCAAAUACGGUAUUCCUGGAGCCAAUAGACAGUAUAGACCACAUUCCUACUGCUCGGUGGAAACUGACUUGUUAUAUCUGCAAACAGCGGGGUGUCGGUGCGUGCAUCCAGUGCCACAAGGCGAACUGUUACACAGCAUUCCAUGUCACCUGUGCGCAGCACGCGGGACUCUACAUGAAAAUGGAACCUGUACGGGAGACGGGCGUGAAUGGAACGUCCAUUAGCGUACGCAAGACUGCAUAUUGUGACGUUCACACGCCGCAGGGAUGGGACCGCACGAGGCAUAUGAUGAGCGAGGAAGACGAAGAUGUCCCAAAGGGGAUGUCGGCAAAGAAAGCCAAGAAGUUCAAGGAGGAGAAGUCCAGGCAAAAGAUGAGGAAAGCUCGGAAGAUGCUUGCAGAGAAGAGGUCGGCUAUGCCGGUGGUGUCCGUGCCCUACAUACCAUCUAACAAUUCGUCUUCUCUCCCUACUGUCAGGGUUUCCAAGAUUGUGUCGAGAGUGUCGCUGCAACAGAAGCAGAAGUUCUUCCAGCGGCUGCACAGUUACUGGAUGCUGAAGCGACAGUCUAGGAAUGGGGUACCGCUGCUGAGGAGGCUUCAGGCCCAUCACCAAUCACAGAGGAACAAGGAAUGGAAGGAGGAGAGUGAGAAACACCGCGCCCUGAAGGAGCAGCUCCAAUACUGGCAACGUCUCAGGCACGACUUGGAACGGGCCAGGCUAUUGGUGGAGCUCAUUCGCAAGCGAGAGAAACUUAAACGGGAGCAGUCUAAUCUUGUUCAAACCUACCAGGUGAAAGUGAGUCAGCUGGCCAUGGAGAUGAGGCUCACGCCGUUCCUCUUCCUUCUGCGCCGCACCCUCGAACAGCUGGAGGAGAAGGAUGCUGGGAAGAUCUUCAGCGAGCCAGUUCCACUUGACGAGGUUCCCGACUAUCUGGAGUACAUUAAGGAGCCAAUGGACUUUGCCACCAUGAGGACAAAGGUCGAAGGGCACCAGUACCGCACCUUGGACGACUUUGAGAGGGACUUCGAGCUCAUCAUCAAAAACUGCAUGACGUACAAUGCCAAGGACACCAUCUUCUACCGGGCAGCCCUCAGAAUGAGAGACCAGGGAGGUGCGAUCAUCAGACAAGCAAGGCGACUGGCAGAGCGAGCGGGUUACGAUGCUGACUCUGGUAUGCACACAUCCGAGGCACCAAAGGUAGAGGAGGCGACCACGCUCAGGCUAGAGGAUGCCCCUCCUAAAGGCAGCAACAGAAAGAAGAAGAAGAACAGGACGACAGCUGCCGAACAUGUAUUGGAAUUGCACCAAGUUUCUGGGCUUAUCAUGGGAGGAGUGGACAACCUGUUGAUUCCAGAGAAUAGAGCAGACAUGACUUUGGAAGACCAGCUGAAAGAACUGCUGGAGAAACUGGACAUGACCACUACCAUCAAGCAUGGAGGAGCUCGGUCAAAAAGGGCCAAACAGCUGCGUCGAGAAAUCAACGUGAUCCGGAGAAAGCUGGCGCAACAGCGAGAACACCGUGAAGAAGAGGUGCCGGUUGAACCACCCUCGACUCCAAAGAGAAAGAAGGAUAAAGAGGACAAGAGCAACUCCGAUUCAAAAUCUAAAGAUGAUGCUGGCACUUCUAAUGGCAACUCCAACAAUGCAUCACCAACCAAAACCUCCAGGGGGCGCUCCAAGAGCAGAAAGAAGUCCAGGUCCAAGUCCAGUGAGAGCGAGGCGGCCCUCGUCCCCACCAGCCCAUCGGUGCAGGGAGGAGCUACCACUGACCCAAAGCCAGUAGCUACUCCCGAGCGACCCAAUGAGAGCAGCACACCCAGCACUCCCACCACCCCGUCCACCCCCGGCGUCGGCAGGCGAACCUCCGUACUCUUCAACAAGAAAGCCAAGUCCAAGCCAUUCCAGGACUCUGUCUCCCCCUCAAAGUCCCCAAAGUCUCCCGGGCACAAAAGGGGGCCCGGCAGACCCCCGGGAAGACCAGCCAAAAACAAGAAGCAGCAGAACGGGGAACACGCACUAGCUAGUAUACAGGAGGGUAGUGCCUUGCUGAACGCUGACCAGAACCAAGCCACGGACUUUAGCACGUUACGCAAGCGCGCCCGUAGCACCAGCAGCAGCAGUAACGACAGCGGCAGCCAGAGGAAAAGACCGCGGGUAAACUCCACGGACACUUUUGACGCGGAGACGGCGGUACCUACCAACAAGGAGAGUUUCACGGUGUACAGAACAGACACGAGCCGGCCGAGAAGUAGCUCCGAGUCGGAUUCCAGCUCCACCAGCGAAACCAGCGACACCAGCAGUAGUAAACAAAGCAAAACUGGGACUCAAGAAGGGACGGAAGAGAGCAGUGAGGAAUCGUCUGGUACGGAAGGGGAGGUUAUAGCUGAUCCCAACAAGAAGGGACCUGGAAGGGGAAAGGCCAAGUUGCUGAAUCGAACUUCAGCAAACCUUGAGGAUGAGUCGGACACGGAGGACGUCCCCAUUCAGCCGCUGGACUUGGUGUGGGCCAAGUGUCGAGGGUAUCCCUCUUACCCAGCUUUGGUGAGUGCCAAUAAUAUCAUUAACCCAAAGAUGCCAAGGACGGGUUACUUCCACAACGGGGUUCCUAUCCCGGUUCCUCCCAUGGAGGUGCUUAAGGGGCGGCCGCAGGUUCCGGAAAACGAGGAGCUUUACCUGGUUCUCUUCUUCGACAACAAGCGCACGUGGCAAUGGCUGCCCAGAGAAAAGCUUCACCCUCUGGGAGUGGACUCCAAGUUGGACCAUACCAAGAUGAACGAGGGGAGAAAGUCCUCCAUCCGAAAGUCGGUCGCAAUUGCAUUUGACAGAGCAAUGAACCACCGCCAGAGAGUAGAGGACGGCAUCAGGGAUUCAUCGAAUGAAUCAAGCGAUUCGGAAUAGCCUAGAAUAUGUAGUUUCACUGAAAUGGGGAAGGUUCUGUUUUGCUCAGAAAUGUUUUUCGUAAUUUUUAUAUAGUGUUUGAUUUUAUUGGAAAAGCAUCCCAAUGAUUCUGGAAAUAUUUAUUCAACAAUUUUCUAAAUCCUGUCUGCUUGAAAUGGUUUUAAAAACAAGUCAUGAUUUCCUCUCAAUACAGCCCAACUGUAGUAGUUACAUGUUUUUUUGUUUGUUUAAAGAUACCUGUUUGUUUUGUCAUAACAUGUCCUUUGUUAUUGUCAAGAAUUAUGUGUGCAUCUCUGAUAGAAAAUGAAUCAAAAGUAAUGCUUUUGACAAUCUGUAGUAGUUCUAAAAUUCACAAGGUGCGGCCAAUAGUCAUAAUAAAUAAUGAUUUUUUUUCCUAGUCCCAUGUCUUCUGAAAGAAUGCGAGGAACUCCAGAACGGAGGGUGAGAUCUCAGGGACUGUGGUGUACAUGUGUGAAUAGCCAGAUUUUAUCCUUCAAGAGAUCGCACUGUAUAAUAAACAAAAAAGAUUGGUGGGUUCUUCGGGUGUAAAGCAGAGAGGAUAGCGUAUGUUCGUCGGGAGGCCUGUUGCGGUUACGUUCACAGUGAGCUCACGUUUCAGAGCUUGUGGUACAAAUCCCUACAACUACCUGUAUGCGUAAUAGCAAAGUUUAUAAAGUAGUCAAUUUACAGUACAUUGUACCUCUGAUAGGUUAAAUGUUGAUCUCAAUUUGUAGGGAAAAAUACAAUGAUAGGCACUUGAUGUCUAUCACUUCUUGUGCUUGUGCUCUGAAACAUCAGCUUGCAUUGUAGUUUGUCGAGAAAACCAGUGCCCCAAAUUUUGUCUCUGCUCCUGUGUGAAAUGUUACCGUCACUGUAAAAAAAAUGAUAAUUUUUCACGUGGGGUUAUGGUGAUGCGUAGGCUUGAAGCUUGUAAAUGUUCGGCAGAGUAAUUAAAUCAAAGUAGCGACAGGCGACUUCGUAGUUCACCCGACUAGCCUCGCAAUGUUUGAUUUCCUGUAGUCCAAUGUAUUCACAUCGUUGCUCACUCUAACACUACAGAGGUCAUCGAGUAAGUGCUUUAGUUGUAAUGUAAGGUCAAGUAGCCACGGUUUUAAAAUUUAUGCUAUAUGGACCACCAAAAAUGACUAUUAAAUUGAGAUUGUACAGCUUA
Branchiostoma floridae (Florida lancelet) is the source of this 5825-nucleotide messenger RNA. RefSeq names its product peregrin-like. Gene Ontology annotation, cellular component: MOZ/MORF histone acetyltransferase complex. Bases 686 to 4654 code for a protein of 1322 amino acids. The record is from RefSeq and is a predicted model, not a curated record. Gene Ontology annotation, molecular function: protein binding. The transcript is spliced from 16 exons. Gene Ontology annotation, biological process: regulation of transcription by RNA polymerase II. NCBI's taxonomy places the organism in Eukaryota, Metazoa, Chordata, Leptocardii, Amphioxiformes, Branchiostomatidae.